This is a messenger RNA of Diachasma alloeum, 2256 nucleotides long. It is a transcript of the gene OstDelta, whose product is annotated as dolichyl-diphosphooligosaccharide--protein glycosyltransferase subunit 2. The record is from RefSeq and is a predicted model, not a curated record. Lineage: Eukaryota; Metazoa; Arthropoda; Insecta; Hymenoptera; Braconidae. The coding region runs from base 77 to 2044 and encodes 655 amino acids. The transcript has 10 exons. Gene Ontology annotation, cellular component: membrane; oligosaccharyltransferase complex. Gene Ontology annotation, biological process: protein N-linked glycosylation.
CGCGCAAUGGGGAAAGAGCCAUCUUGUCUGGAAAGCCGACGUGGCCGCCGGCUGACCGUUUGUUUAAUUUAUCACGAUGUACAGAUUCCAAUGGGCAAUUGUUGCAUUGCUCCUCCUGAAGAGCAGUCUCGGUGCCCCAGACGCUCCCACCACAACGAAUUCAUAUUUGAGCGAGACCGAUAGGGCUAGGCUGAGAGGAGUCGUCGAGCCAGGUUUCAAACUCACGGAUGUAGCAUCAGUGUAUCACGCUGUGCUUGGGUACAAGCUCCUCAACGAGGCGAUCCCAAGGCCCUCAGAUGUCUGCAACUAUCUCAUCAAAAGCUGCGGUAAUGACUUGGACACUAGUCCAGAGAAUAUUUAUCACAUCGUGUCGGCGUGGCAGGCCCUCGGGUCAUGUUCACCAUUACCUACUGCCACGUUAACUCAGGCGUUGACUGCAGUCAUAGAGGAUGAAGCUUCAACAAUUCCCGAUCUUUAUCACGCAAUUUCUGCGUACGUCAGUCUCUCUCAGAAAUUGUCAGAAGCAACCAUCACUAAACUAGUGAACAACCUGAAGACUACUCUGAAGAAAGACGAGAGUAUUUCCAACUUUGGCUACGUAUUCCACAUUGCUUCGAUGCUGGGAAAAGCUGGCAGUUUCGCACUAGGGAAAAUCGAAGAUGUUGUCGUUCAAGCUGACGAGGUAGAUGGAAAGUACUUGCAGUUCGAAGGGGGUCUUUCAGUCACAAGUCUCGUCGUGACUGGAAUAGCCGGGCUGUCAGCAUCCCAGAAGACGCCUCCCCCAGUGAGUGGCCCUCAGAUCGUGAAAAUCACUAAUUACCUGCUCUCGAGACGUUCCGUCCAGUCCCCCAAGGGUGUCGUGAAGCUCCUGGCAGCGUUGAGAAUUCUAGCUAAUAACGAAUUCAAUAAGCCUGUCUGCAUUACUCUGGCAGAGGGGGGCAAUAUAGUGUCAGAACAACAGCCACUCGUGAGGGUCAAGGUCUGUGACAUAAUGGGAAAUCCACUGGUGAUGGUCCCAACUGUUAUUGCCACCUCAGCUACUAGGCUCGGGGAUGAUGUUGUGGUCAUGAGCAAGGAGAAUUUCCAGCCCUCACCUGACGACAAAACUUUAUUCACAAUGGAUUCCGCGCGUUUCAAACCCCAGCGUGGCUUCUACAAAAUUCAAGUGUCAGCCGGAAAUGUCGGCAACACAGUGACUGUCAAGGUACUAUCAGAUGUGAAGGUCGAUUAUCUGGAAAUUGGAACGGGCGACGCCGACCAGACGACACAGCCCAAACUAGUUAAAAUUGCGCACCCCAACAAAUUGGGCCACAAGAUCGAGGCUGAUUCCCAACAAAAACUCGUAAUGAGAUUUUUGCUUCGUGAUACUGCCAAUGAGAAGCCAGUGCGUGUGCACCAGGCAUUCGUCCGGCUCUCAGCAGUGAAAUCAACAGGCGAUGAGAAGCAACUUCGCGAGGUGAUAUUUGUGGCAGAGCCAGACGCCACGAAUGUCUACAAAUUCGACAUGCCUGUUGGUACUGCGGCCCAGACAUUCGGACACCAAAGUGGUGACUACAAUAUUGAAUUGAUCGUUGGGGAUGCCAUCAUAGGGAAUCCCUUCCAGUGGAAUUUAGCUGUUGUGGGUCUCAAGUUUCCGGAACGCACAGGGACGGAGGCAGCAUUGGUCGAUAAAUCUCAGGGGCACAAGUAUCAGUCAAUUAGUUAUUCUCCCAAGCCAGAGAUCAAGCACAUGUUCCGAGAACCCGAGAAAAGACCUCCAGUGUUCGUGUCCAAUCUCUUCACUGGGCUUUGCCUGGUGCCUGUUCUCAUUCUGUUCGGCCUCUGGGCCAAACUCGGUGUCAACAUCUCCAAAUUUCCAUUCUCACUGAGUGCUGUUGUGUUUCAUCUCGGAUUAGGCAGUAUUUUCGUCCUGUUCGGCAUCUUCUGGCUGAAGCUGAACAUGUUCGUGACCCUUCGUUAUCUCCUGGGUCUGGGAGUCGUGACAUUCCUCGCUGGCAGCAAACUCCUCUCACAGAUCGCACACAGCCAGAAAGUGUCGCGCUAAUUAUUAUUCAUCCUUUCCAAAGGCUUCAUAAUACUAGUGGAGGUGUACAUAAAAAACCAGAUAGAUGAUACGUCAAUGGAAAUUACAUUGAAAAUCACUUCGUUCUCACAUUUUUUCUCAUAUUUUAAAUAUACACUCCAUGAUAUAAGUGAUGAAAUUAUGACUGUCCCAUUUGUACAGAAUUUGAAUAAAAAACAAAUGAUUACAAAUUU